Polistes canadensis is the source of this 1784-nucleotide messenger RNA. RefSeq lists its product as uncharacterized. The transcript is spliced from 8 exons. Lineage: Eukaryota; Metazoa; Arthropoda; Insecta; Hymenoptera; Vespidae. The record is from RefSeq and is a predicted model, not a curated record. Gene Ontology annotation, molecular function: pigment binding. Bases 28 to 1608 code for a protein of 526 amino acids.
AAGCGUAAAGAAGAGGGGGGCCUAUUGAUGCCCGGUCAACGCACUUGCAUUCUACCUUCUACCUCCUUAAUGUAUAUAAAGAAGAAGCAUCGUACGGAUUUCAAGGCAGAUACCGAGAACAACAUGUACGGUAAGGUGCUUUUGAUUCUUACAACGACUCUGGCUAUGACCAGUGCCCAGAUACCUACUCUGGGUUGGUGUCCAGAGUACGUCCCAAUGGCGAACUUUGACAUGAACAGGUUUUUGGGCACUUGGUACGAAGCGGAAAGGUACUUCCAACUCGCCGAAGUGGUUUCACGUUGCGUCAUGUCGAAUUACACAAAAGGUCCUGAUGGCAAGCUUCGCGUGAGCAACGAAGUUACGAGCAGAAUUACCGGAAUCAAGAGAAUAUUGGAAGGUGAAAUCAAACAGGCAGCAUCAAAGGCAGAGGAAGGGAAAUUGCACGUGAAAUAUACGGCUUUACCUCUAACUCCAGAGACGCAUUAUUCAGUGUUAGAAACUGAUUAUGAUAACUAUGCAGUGUUGUGGAGCUGUUCCGGUAUUGGUCCGAUCAAUGCCCAAAAUGCUUGGGUAAUGACCAGAGACAGAAUCGCACCUGGAUCGAUACUUCAAAAGGCUUAUGGCGUUUUGGACAAAUACAAAAUUUCCAAAGCAUUUUUCGUGAAGACGAAUCAAGAUGAUUGCGUUUAUCAAGCAGCGAGUACGGUUACCAUUCAGGAUAGCACUGCAGUCAAUGCGGAAAAGGAAGAAUCCGAGACAACUGAUGAGCACGCGCGAAACGUAUCGCUUUUGUCCGAGGACUCGGCUACCAAACCAGUCCGACACGUAGAAGAAUCGAUCGUCGAGGAGAAAAUACCGCAAAGGGUAGAAACCGUGCCGCAAAGAAUUCUCAAAGUCGCGGAGUUUGCAAAAAAGGAUGAUAAGUUAGUCGAAAAGCCGACAAAGGGCUUGGAGGAUUUGGAAAAGAAAUCGAAUUUGAAAAAAUUCGAUGACAAAUUAAAAAAGAAAGAAGAAAUUCUGGAAAUACCGAAGGAAUCAUCUAUGUUAUCGUUAUCAAUAAUUCUUGUUUUGGUGGGUAUGGCAUCGGCCCAAAUUCCAGCUUUGGGCAGUUGUCCAGAUGUCCAAAUUCUUACCGACUUUGAUUUAGGAAAGUAUCUGGGAGUGUGGUACGAGAUAGAAAAAUAUUUUUCGGUGUUCGAGCUUGGUGGAAAAUGCGUAGAAGCUAAUUAUACGCUCAGAGAUAACACAACGGUGAAUGUAAUAAAUCGACAAAUUUCUUCUAUAACUGGCGUCGCUAUGUCGAUCGAAGGAUAUGCAAGAUUUGAGGGACCACCGAACGAAUCGAAAUUGCUCGUAACAUUCCCAUCUGUACCGUUUGCGGGGGAUGCUCCUUAUUGGGUCCUAGGAACCGAUUAUAAAAACUAUGCUGUCGUUUGGAGUUGUAGAAAUUACGGAAUAUUCAACGCUAAGAUUGUUUGGAUCUUGGCACGAGAACGUUCACCAUCUGUCGUUGUUAUGCAGGACGCUUACCAAGUUCUCGACAGAAACAGAAUAAGUAGAGCUUAUUUCAUACGCACGGAUCAAAGGAAUUGUACAGUGACAUAUUAAAAAAUAAGUUAUUGCUUCUUCUGCAAAUUUAAUUUAAGGAUUACGUGAUUGUUAUGUAUUUGAUAGAAAUUGUUAAAGAAAUUUUACCAAAUUAUUGUGAUCAUGCAGCCCUUUAGUUUUAAAUAUAUGUAUUAUUGUUAUUAAUAUAUAACACGAUCGGUAAGCCAGGAAUUGCA